Pangasianodon hypophthalmus (striped catfish) is the source of this 7094-nucleotide messenger RNA. RefSeq names its product sperm-tail PG-rich repeat containing 1 (gene stpg1). Gene Ontology annotation, cellular component: germinal vesicle; male pronucleus; female pronucleus. Gene Ontology annotation, molecular function: histone binding; chromatin binding. Bases 388 to 1365 code for a protein of 325 amino acids. Gene Ontology annotation, biological process: epigenetic programing of male pronucleus. The record is from RefSeq and is a predicted model, not a curated record. NCBI's taxonomy places the organism in Eukaryota, Metazoa, Chordata, Actinopteri, Siluriformes, Pangasiidae. The transcript is spliced from 9 exons.
UUUACGAAAGAUUUUUUUUUUUAAGUCACAGAAUCUGGCACAUUAAUAUAUACCUAAACCGUCCGUUUGGUCCUAUAACGAGCGCCUUUUUUCCUCCAAUUAGCCUGUUACCGGAAAUCAAGGGGUGUAGAUUGUUUCGGGCUCAAAACAUGACACCACGCCUCUUAUCUAACUUCCGGUUUAAUAUAAAUUAUAGCUAAAAAUAAAAAUAAAACCACUGAUUGUAGCCACUGAGCGGCGCUAUAGUUAUAUUUUUAUUCAGAGUUCACUCUGAAAAGCAAAUAAAGACCAUGAAGCCGGUCCGGUGACGUCAUUGCCAUGGCAACAGCAUGUUGACCUAAACUGAGUGACCGCAAGAAACUUCCCAAAUCUGUGCAAAAUCUCCACAUGUGCGUAAAAAUGGAAAUGAGGAGCCCGGUUCUGAGAGGAGCGAGUGACUGCUUUACGUUUUCCUCCUCCAUUCCCACCAAAUACCAAACUGUGAUCAUCAGUAAUGUGGAGAGGAAAGGCUUCAGCUCCCAAGCCAAGCGCUUCACACACUCCGUGAAUGAGAAUCCCGGUCCAGGCUCGUAUUUGUCUCAGACGUCCGCCGUCACCUGUAGUCCAUCCUUCUCCAGGAAAGGAACCGGAGGCUUUGCUUCAAAGGCUCUCAGAGUGAACGGGAAACCGCAGAGAGGAUCUCCGGGCCCCAACACCUACAACCUGCAGAGCUCACUGCUCCGGCAGCACGACUUCAACAGGGACGUCUCCAGAACCUUCCACCUGCCCAUCGCCGUUCAAACGCCAAACACACCCCAGAAAUCACCAGCACCAAACCAGUACAAUGUGUGUUACAGUGGAGUGGAGGUGAACUCAGUCGUGUCAGCUCAGUCUGCUUUUCUCUCUAAAACCAGGCGCAGUCAUGUUUAUCCAGCGAGAGGCCCGUCUCCAUGUCAUUACAGUGUGAAGGACACAGUGAUCCAGAAAACCCCUAGAGCACCCUCAUCCUGCUUCAAAUCCACUUCUGCCAGGAUACAGACUCUGGUGAAGAGUGAAGGCCCGGGACCAGGAUCCUACAGUCCUUAUAAAACUCCAGAACCUGUCAAGAGGAUUAUCUUACCGAGAAGGCAUUAUUUAGGAUUCUCAGCUCCUCCUCUGCUUCCUCCUAAAGCCCCUCCACUUCCCGGACCGGGUCAUUAUGACAUCGUGAGCUACACCGGACCUCCCAAACACCUCACGGCCAGCGCAGCGUUCGUGUCCAGCACACGUAGGGAGACGUACCACACCAGAGGACACGACUUCCCGGGGCCAGGGUCCUAUGAGCUAGAUGUCCCUACAAAGCGCUCAUUCCUAUACAAUCAUGCCAACAUGUGGAUACCAGCAUAGAGACGAGCUUUUAGGAGAAAGACAUUACAAAACUAAAUCAAAUCUUAUAUUGUUUGUAAUUUAUUUAGUGGCUUUUCACGUUCCGUAUUCAUAAGUGUUUACGAGGAAGAACAAACGGUGACUUGCUGAUUGACCAACUGACUGAGUAACUGAGUAACUGGGUAACUGACUGACCAACUAACGGAGUAACUGACUGACUAACUGAGUAACUGACUGACUGACUGACUGACUGACUGACCAACUAACUGAGUAACUGACUGACUGUGUAACUGACUGACCCACUAACUGAGUAACUGACUGACCAACUAACUGAGUAGGUGACUGACUGUGUAACUGACUGACCCACUAACUGAGUAACUGACUGACUAACUGAGUAACUGACCAACUAACCGAGUAAGUGACUGACUGAGUAACUGACUGACUGAGUAACUGACCAACUAACUGAGUAGGUGACUGACUGAGUAACUGACUGACUGAGUAACUGACUGACCCACUAACUGAGUAACUGACUGACUGACUGAGUAACUGACCAACUAACUGGGUAACUGACUGACUGAGUAACUGACUGACUGACUGAGUAACUGACUGACUGACUGAGUAACUGACUGACUGACUUACUGAGUAACUGACUGACUGAUGGUCUACCUGGCCAACUGACUAAAUCACAGACUAAUUGAGUAACUGAAUAACUGACUGAUGGACUGAUUGACUUACCCUGAAUAUGGUACUAUGUCAGAGAUGUGAAACAUUUCGCUGCCAGUUGUUCAUUUUCCAAUAUGUUAGAUUCAUCAUCCAUUACUGUGGAUGCAGAAAUUAGCCUGUUGCUAAGCAUAGACUAACAGCUGAAAGCCUGAGACUACUUUAAAUCUGUUCCUGCUUAACAGCUGAUCCUGGAUCAGUUAGACUGGGUUGUGGGUUGGUACGAGAGACGACUAACGCACUGAUUCUGGGUCAGUCGUGGAGCAGGUGGAGGAAUUGGAGCUCAAAGCCACAGCAACUGUCGAGGACUCACUGAGGGCGUGGGUGUGUGCUUCAAUGUGAGCAAUGUGGAAGGACGAAAAUCAACGCCACAUGACUUUAAAUACAAAUUUAGACAGUUCCCUGCUAUCAAAAGCCUCGAUGCUGCUGGAUGUUGUAACUGUAACGUCUAAUGCUGUGGGCGUUAAUCUCAUGACUUCCUCCUUUCCAGUGAUGACUCCUUGUUGCCAGUUUAACUCCAGAUCCUUAGAUCCUUCUCAGGGCUCUUACAACAGCGAGACACAUUUACGCAACAUCCACAAUCCAAAAAAUUUUUUUAACCUAGCAGUUGUCAGAUAUUUCUACAAAUUGAAUAAAACAGACCUGAUUCAGAUUUCUCACAGCUGUUAGUGCACGUCAUGGGUGAGAUCUGAUUCAGAGUCACGGCAGCUGUUACUCAAGGCCCUUCCUACAGUAGAACAGAUGCAGCAUGGGCCUGAGUAUCCAAACAGUCCUCACAGCAGAACGUGUGACACUUUCCAUACCAUAGAGAUGAAAAGAUCAUGUGUUUUAAACAGAUACAAAGACAGAUACAGUACACUCCUGGGCAAAAAAAAAAAAGCCCAAAUUGGCAAAUAUGAAGCUUUUAAUGGUCUUAGGAACAAAUUGUUGGUCAGAUAAUUAGCAAGAAUGAAACAGAUGCACUCCUGAGGCCUCCAUUUGCUCGUUUCCUUUUGCUGCAGUGAAUGAUUUGUUUGGGGAAAAGCUAGAAACAGGGAAAUUCACUUCUAUAGUCUUCUUGUACGCAAAGGUAAAAUUAUGAUAAUGAUUAAAAUGUUUAAUGUAAAAUUCAAACUAAUGCAAACUUAAUAUAAAAUAAAAUACAUUUAAAAAUAAUAAAAGAAAAAUAAAAAGCUGUCUGCAAGUUUACCCACAAGGCUUAAACAUUUAAAGAAAUCAAAGGGAAAAGCUAUCCCAUAGUAAGUUCCUUUAUCUAUUUGUUUAAUUCUUGCUAAUUUCCUGACUAAUGAUUUGUUGUUAAGACCAUUAAACGCUUAAUAUUUUGCUAUUUUGGGCUCGGCCCAUUUUUUUUUGCCCAGGAAUGUAUACAGUAGAAACAUUGGAGUGUCACCUGGACCCUUGUUUGAACCUGAAGUGACUUUAAUUUGACGCUUUUCAGCAAUCUUUUAAACUGAUUUCAUAACAUGCUUACGUGAGAACCCCAGAGCAGUGUUCGCUCUGUGACCGUCACGCCACAUCCUCAAUAUUCUCCACUGAAACAGAGCCUCUUUUCUCUCUGCACAGCUAUCAGACGGAAGUAGCAGGGUUUUGAUGCGAGUACGUAACGUUUACGUCACUAUGGUAGAUCCUCAGGCGUCUCAGCAGCACAGGUUUCCAUUCUUUAAUUCAUGACCAUCUAUUUUCAUCCCAGCAGCACCGGUGACAUCAGAGACGAGCUCAGCAGCUGACACCUUCGUGCCCUCGAGUUAUUUUCCGGUUAUCCAGUUCUGUCUUUUGCUGUGGAUUUCAUGUGAAUUCACCUCACCUCAGAGUAAACAGUAAUGCAUUCUGCAAGACUGCACAUUACUCAGAAAUCCCACAUGAUGUAUAACAUAAGUGUUUUUGCAUUAAGGAUUAGUAAUUGUAUUUUCAUUCAUUCAUGUCCGGUAAGAGCUUUAUCCUGGUCAGGAUCGCGAUGGAUCCGGAGCUAAUCCCGGGAAUGCUAGGUGUGAGGUCAGAGGAAACCAGAGAACCCAGAGGAAACCCAUAUGGACACUAUUAUCCACAAUUUAACACUCUAUACUUACUUUAUAUACAAUAUAAGAUGAAGUUAUAAAUGAUUGAAGGGUGACGACCCUCAAAAAGUGGGUGGUGCUGGUGGUGCUGAGGCCAAACGAAGUUGACCCGGGACAUAAAAAUAAAUAAAUAUAUAAUAAAUUACUGACUGUUGAAAACCACUGAAUCCAUUAGCUCCUGAUUUUAAAAUGGAAACUGUUUGGCGAAUACUUUUUGUUUUCCCUUUAAGCGGUGAAGUUCGCUGCUAUGUUGGGGAUACAGUCGUGUUCUUGUCCUGCAGUGUAAGAGUUUUCCUUAUUCACAUCUGCGAUGAUGUAAUCAGCUAUAAACUGGGCGCGAGUGCAGGGAAUCCCCAACUUUCAGUUUAUUCGAACAUCAAAUAGUGCUGAGGUCUGGUACUAUAAUUUGGUGGAAAUAUAAAUCACAGCAUGGCAUCAUGGUGAUGGUUCCUCUCUGCUUUCUUUAGCCUCUCUGACAUGAAAUAUAAGUCGAGACAAAAUUGCCCUUCGAGAUCUGUGCAUUUCUCCACCAGGCGUUCAUUUUCAGCUUUAAGUCAGUUAAAAGCCCUGUUCGGAUUGGAUUAGUUUAUCAGAGGGACAACCUUAAUACAUCUUUUACAUCUCCUCAGUGAUACAACGCUCACAUCUGGACUGCAAUAAAAUGCCCACAGGAGGAGCGAGUUUCUGAGAGGUUGUAUUUCAAACCAAAUGUUUGCGUCAUGUAGUCAUACGAGGCGCUGGAGUAGAGACGAGACGCCGGCUCUUAUUUCAGUUUGGGGAGAACCAAAGUUCUAGCAGCAAUUUGAAAAUACAAUAAAACAAUAACCACAAAGUAUAUAAGAAGCGUCCAUUUUUCAUUUCACCACUCAGGAAGUGUUUAAUAUCUGGGAGGGGGCACUUAUACGCUCGCUACGAGACUGAAUACGGCAAGCGGCAGCAGUUAAACAUCUUUUCUUUCCAACAUGAGGCAACGUCCGGCCGGAUGAGCGCUGAGGUUUGGUGAGAAACAGUAUGUAAUUCAGCCUGUAAUAUUCUCAGAGGAGGACGGAGAAAAACACCGACACGGCAAAUCCAGAUGGAAAUAAAGUCACAGAGGAGCAUCUGUAAAAUAGGAAAUUACCCAAGCACCCCUUGUACAGUUAAUCCCGUCCAAAUAGGGCUAAUAUCAGAUUGGAGUGAAGUGGUGAUGUCUGAGACCUGGAUCGCCGAGCGAUAAUGUUAGCAGCAUGUUUGUUGCAUGUGGAUCUCAAGGCAGAAAUGGUUUUCACAGCCGUGAGUUCCCGUCCGAGUUCAUCCGCCAUUUUCUCUAUUCAUAUAGCGCAUCAAUCAUUUCACAAAAGCCUCACAGAGAAGCUACAGCUCCGAGCACUGUGUUAUCUGCUCAGAGUUGUUCCGCUGAUCCUCCUCAUCGGAUCUCGCUCGAGGCUUGCUCUCAAACUCAGACUCAAAAUUUGUCGCAAAUCUGAGACCGCUGUUAAUAUUUAGGACGUGACAGAAGUGCUGGAGUGCGAAAUUUUUAACCAGACGUUGUAUUUCUGUUUAAAGUAGAACACAAAAUGCAGAAGUAUGCAUCAUAACCCACCGUCCUCCUACCGGAAGUCCUGUGGUGGUUUGUUUUUAUGUGUAGAUUAUUCAUACAUCUCAGACUCACUCUCAUAAAGCCAGAUGCUUAGGAUAAAGCAAUCGAAAAGAAAGGUCUGGAGUAUAAUGUUUUAAUUGCUUUACACCACAGAUAAAAGUGACUUCCUUUUUACAGCUCACUUUUUAUUUGCCACAUGGCGCCCAUCUUUGCCCAUCUGGUUUCUGCACUGUAGCUUUUUACACAAGCAUUUACACACCACUGGAGCUUGUUUAUAACCUCAUACUGUAAGGAAGUCUGUUAGAGACGCCGAGUCUGUUAGAGAGCUCCACAAAGCCGUUUCAGGCGACGACACUGUGUGAGAAUUUACACACACAGAUUGUACGAUGCUAAACUGGUGGCUAUACGCUUUCAUUACUUGUUAGCCUCAUUAGCCUGUGGUACGAAACUUCACACACCAAGCAUGCCUUUAUGUAUUAGGACUAUAUCUGAAGUGAAAGGGAAAUUUCUUUUUCUUUCUUUCUUUCUUUCUUUCUUUCGCUGAACUGCUCCCUGUCUGAGGAUUUGUAGUUUGACUACUUGCACUUUGACCCCACUGUUUUUUUUGUUUUGUUUUUUUUUUCCCAACAGAGACAUAUUGAUUUGUACCUUUAUUCAACACCAUUAUUUUGGUGACCUGCAAGUGCUAUGCAAAAUCAUCACUGAUAUUUAUUUUUCAUUUUUAAUGUGUGUAAUUGCACAAAGAACGAAGAACGAAGAAUAUUCCAGCGAUAACUCGUAUCCAGAAUAUAAUUUAUACAUCACAUCACAUCCAUGUAGUAUUACUUUUAAUACUUAGCCCUUAAACAGGCAUUUUUUUAGCAGCCUGAGCUUCAUUCAAUCAUAUUAUCAUAUUAUACAUGUAUAUACUGUAAUAUACUGAGUGUGUGUGUGUGUGUGUGUGUGAGUUUCACAUGAUCCGAUCUGGCCGUAAUCAUUUAAUCAGCCUUAACAGAAAGCUCCUCAGGUGCAGGAAAUGAUAAAAGCAUGUAAUUAUUAAUUAAGCUUGUAACUAUUUAUUCUUUUAUGAUUUUUUUCAGUGUAUGUAUCUGUGAAUAAAGAAAUCUCCUGAGACUCGCUGCUAGAUUAGCAGGAAUAAAGGGUUAAUUUUACAGAGUUGAGAAGUUCUGUAUUUUUGCUUACAGCAGGUUUUCCUAUACACUGAUAGCAGGGAUUAUUAUGUAUAAAAGAGUACAUAUUUUGAAGUAUAUUUUGCACAUUUUAUAGAAGAAACAACUGAUUUCACAGGAUUCACAUGAAAGCAGACUUCUGAAAUUAUGCUUUGGUUCUAAAUAAUUAUAAAUUAAUAUGUAAUUGCUAAUGUACAAGUGCAUAAAACUCUAAUAAUGCCUUAUAAG